AGUCCACCACCGAUCUUUUUCCUCAUUCAGUCCGAGAAAUUCUUUUGUGGAAAAACUUCCUUCGACCGUGAGAAAAAUGUGAAUUUUGUGUUAUUUCCGUGGUACUAGGGACAAUGUAACUCUGUGACUUUGUGUUGAAGCACCAGGAAUCUAUUUACGAGUUAAUUGUAUGAUAGUUUUAACAGAAAACUGAAAGUCAAUUGGAAGAGUGCAAGACCGAAGACAUCAUGGAUAACGAUAAUGCAAAGUUAGCCGCAGAAAUGUUUGAUCAUUUCUGCGGUGUUACAACGAUGCGACAAAUUAUGGGACUCCAUCGAAAUAUGUUGGAUGCUGUUGGACUGAGACCCGGACCUCUCAAUGACUUUUACCCCAAACUCAAGGCUAAGAUACGCAAUUGGAAGGCACAGGCUCUAUGGAAGAAAUUUGAUGCUCGUGCUGCACAUCGGGUUUACAACAAAGGUACAGCAUGCAGUGGAAUUAGGGUACUGGUGAUUGGGGCGGGUCCCUGUGGUCUCCGGACGGCAAUUGAGGCCCAAUUGUUGGGAGCCAAAGUGGUGGUUGUGGAGAAACGCGACAGAAUAUCGCGCAACAAUGUGCUUCAUUUGUGGCCUUUUGUCAUAACGGACUUGAGAAAUUUGGGCGCUAAAAAGUUCUACGGAAAAUUCUGUGCUGGAUCCAUUGAUCACAUCUCCAUCAGGCAACUGCAGUGUAUUCUACUCAAAGUUGCUCUUCUGCUGGGCGUUGAAGUGCACGAAGGAGUGUCUUUUGUCAAUCUAAUCGAGCCAAAAGAUGGCUGUGGUUGGCGCGCCCAAGUAAGUCCAGAGGAUCAUGCUGUCUCACAUUAUGAAUUUGAUGCACUUAUUGGUGCUGAUGGCAAACGAAAUACACUAGAGGGUUUUGUGCGGAAGGAGUUUCGUGGUAAAUUAGCAAUUGCUAUUACGGCAAAUUUCAUCAAUAAGCGAACAGAAGCAGAAGCUAAGGUUGAAGAAAUCAGUGGUGUGGCCUUUAUAUUCAAUCAAUCCUUCUUUAAGGAAUUGUACUAUCGAACUGGUAUUGAUUUGGAAAAUAUUGUUUACUAUAAAGAUGAAACGCACUAUUUUGUAAUGACGGCCAAGAAAAUGAGUCUCAUUGACAAGGGUGUUAUAAUUCAGGAUUCAGCUGAUCCAGCUGAACUUCUAUCCCCGUCAAAUGUUAACACAGAUAAGUUGCUAGAUUAUGCAAGGGAAGCAGCUGAAUUUUCGACAAAGUACCAAAUGCCUAAUUUGGAAUUUGCUGUGAAUCACUAUGGAAAGCCCGAUGUGGCUAUGUUUGAUUUCACAUCAAUGUUCCAAGCUGAGAAUUCUAGUCGGAUUUCGGUGCGAAAGAACUAUCGGCUGUUGCAGUGUCUUGUGGGUGAUAGUCUUCUUGAGCCAUUUUGGCCUACAGGAUCGGGCUGUGCACGUGGCUUUCUAUCUAGUAUGGAUGCAGCCUAUGCUAUAAAAUUAUUUGCAAAUCCACGAAAUAGUUGUCUGGCUGUUUUGGCCCAGAGAGAAAGUCUCUACAGGUUACUGGGUCAGACAACUCCUGAGAACUUAAAUAGAGACAUUAUGGCCUAUACAUUGGAUCCAUCUACAAGGUAUCCAAAUUUAAAUAAAACCCUGGUUCAAGUGCAGCAAGUUGAAAUGCUCCUGGAUGCUGAUGAUACGGCUAUCUAUCAGCAGACUUUCAUGGAUACAAAUGCCAUUUCAACUGUACCAGAUGCUCCAGUUCGGAGAAAGAGAAGAACUGGUGAUACUACUCCAUUGGGAAUGGUAUUGCUGCGCUGGAUAAAGUCUCAGUUAAAAGCAUAUGAAUUUUCCAAUAAUUUAACGGAUGUUGCGCAGUGUUUCACUCAUGGAAAAGUCCUAUGUGCUCUAAUCCAUCGAUAUCGUCCAGAUUUGGUUGAUUUUGCCUCACUGGGUGACAUUCCGGCUGAACAGUGCAAUGCAAAGGCCUUCGAUAUUUUGGAGAAUGAUUUGGGAAUACCUCGUGUCAUGCAACCCAGUGAUUCUGUCAAUAUUGAUCAGAUUGAGUCAAAGACAUGGCUCAAUUAUCUGGAACAAAUUUGUGAGCUGUUUCGCGGAGAAAUUCCCCAUGUUAAACAUCCGAAAUUGGAUUUUGCUGAAUUGAAAGAGAAGCAGAGGAGUAAUAUUCCGGACUUUUCCAAUUUGGUGAAGUCUUCUGGAAAGAGAAAUGUGGUGGAGGCUGAAGCAAUCAACCGACGAAUUGCGCUUGAUGAAGAGCGCAAUAAGAAUCGAUCUCGACGACUGAAUUACGAACAGAUGCAGGCUGUGCAGGCGUCAGAGGGACCCCGGAGAGCCAAGAAGAGGCGAAGUCAUGAGAAAUUUCAGAAUGUGGAAGAACAGAAGAAGCGUCUUCAAGAAAUACAAAAUAAUCGAAUGGAGCGUCAGAGCAAAAGACGAUUGGAACGUGCUCGACAGACUGAAAAUUUCUACAAGAGCUUACAUAUGCUACAAUUUAAUAGUUUCCUCCGUGAUACUGAUAGUUCAACGCCAUUUGAAGACUACUCACUCUAUGUCUAUCGCCAACAAGCUCCAGACUUUAAUGAUCGUGUUAAAGAUCUGGAGAGGAAAUUGUUAUAUCCCGACCGGGAAAGGGGCUUCUACUCAGCUCUCCCAAGGGGAGCACCUGAUGAGAAGUUUAGCAAUCGCAUCAAAUCAAUGGAAUCGAAAAUUGUGGGAAAGAAUAUGGGGAUUGGCGAUAAGAAACCAAAAGAUUUACUUCGUGCCAUUGGGAAGAUUGAGAGUGAUGACUGGAAUGUGCGAGAAAUUGAGAAGAAAAUUGAGCAAUCGAAGAAAGCUGAGGUGGGCAAAAGUCGGGAAAAAGUGCCCAAAUGGAGUCGGGAGCAAUUCCUGGCACGUCAAAGCAAGAUGUCCAAGCCGGUUGAUCGUCAAUCGUCGAUUGAUGAGAAGUUCAAAGAAAUCGACAUGACGAUAAAGUCACUGGACAAACAGCUGAAAGAGGGACACAAUCUGGACAGAGGAGAGCGUGGAAAAAAUAAGGUGGCUUCGAUUGCUGGGCAAUUUGGCAAAAAGACCGAUGAAGGUGGAGGAGGACCAUCUGGAGAAGAAAAAUCUGGUUCCAAGUCCCUGAUGAAUUCCAAACUAGGAUUGGUUUUGACGUCACAGGGAGUAUCGGAGAUUUGUCACUUCUGCAAGCAGAAGGUUUACCUGAUGGAAAAGAUUUCGGCUGAGGGAUUGGUUCUGCACAGAUCCUGCCUCAAGUGUCACCAUUGUCAUACGAAUCUCCGACUGGGUGGAUAUGCUUUCGAUCGCGAUAGUCCCGACGGGUUAUUCUACUGCAAUCAACACUUCAAAUUGCCUCCGAAACCAUAUAAGCCCGUCACAAAGAGGCAGCCUCACUUUCCGAAGCACGAGGAAAUCUCAGCAAAAACAUCCCGAAUUUCCCCGGAUAAAGCAUCUCGUGCGGAAAAUAUUGUGGCAAUGGAUUUGCUUGAUCGGGGUCAGACACCUGAACGGAUUGAAUUUGAGAAUACCGAUGCAAUGUCCGAUGGUGAACGUUCACUCAAUAAUAUUAUCGAUGAGAAUGAGUGGACAGAUAGGAAUUUUGGUACGGGAACUGAUGAGACAGAUUCUGAUCUCACCAGUUCAGAUUCAUCUGAUUCAGAGACUGAUUCGGAUAUGUAUGAGGAAGCUAUGGAUUCACCAUUGGGAGCUGAAACACUCCAAUUGGCCACAGAUUGGAUUGGAAAGCAGAGGAUAUGUUCACUGCAGGACAGCGAUGGGGAUGAAUUCUAUGAUUCCAGUGAGGAUGAUGAUGUUGAUACUCAAACUGAGGGAGAGGAAUUGGCGAGAGCUCGUGAGAUCCGGAUGCAGGAGGUGAAACUCAUGCCACCCGUUUAUCCGGCCACAGACACCGAAACUGAGGUUCAAUCCGAUUCAGAGUCAUCAUCAGUGGAGAUUGAGCCAAAUUCAGCAACGGAAAUUUCCACAGAUUCGGAAUUUGAUCAUGAUCCCAUCACAAAGACACCUCCUCAGAUUGUCAUUGAUGAUACAUUCCUGAGGCGACCGACUCGUGUGCACAUUCGACAGGGAAUGAUUUCAAAUGGCCUGAGGAAUCGGCAGGUGACAAAGACAAACAAUAGUGGCGAGGGAAAAAUGAGUGAGUUCAGUAGUAAAAUUGAAUUGGAUAUAAAGCCUCUGGUUCAGGUUGAUCCGUCAGUGUUGGCAAGUACCAAUCGUACUCCACUUCGGAAUCCUCGUCCGGGUGACUAUAUGCUCAACAAAGCCCCAAGUACUGAGGGGAUUGCAUCGAAGAAGAGUUUGGAACUGAAGAAACGAUAUUUACUGGGGGAAACUGCAAAUACGGGUCUAAUGAAAUCUGGUUCAACUUCAGUUUUAGAUUCGGCUUUUAAGAAUUUUCACUCAAAUAUUUCUCAAUGUCAGAAAUUGCUCAAUCCUGGAUCAGAUAUUAGUCCGACAAUGCAGAUGUUUCUCAAGCAGACGAAUAGAUUGAGUGGAAGUAGGGAGGAUAAGAAGGAGAUUGAAUCGAAUAGGAUCAAUGAGAAAAUUAAUGUUUAUGGGAUGAAUAAUAAUUUGAGGGAGAUGGUUGAGAAGAGAAUUGAGGAGGAGCAUGUAGUGCCGACGGAAACGAUAAAUACGGCAUUGGUGGAGAAUAAAUUGAAGGAUUUUAUCAGUGGCAAAAGUAAUGAUGAUAUUCCAAUAGUUGAUCUUGCAAAUGUUGAUCUUCCGGAGGAUAUGAUAAGGGCUAAUCAGGAGUUUAUUGAUAAAUUGGAGUGCAGUGAAGAUGUGGAAAAUAACAAAGUGAUAGAAGUUAUUGAUCUCACGGCUGAUUCCACUCUGGGAAAAUUUGAUUCAAUGGGAAGUUUGGAUAAGAAUGAGCAAGUAGUGCCGGAUUCUCUGUCAUCGGUGAAGAGUAAAAUUGAAGCUGAUAAAUCAGCUAUUGAUUCACUGUUGCGACAGAGGGAUGUGUUAGAUGUGCAAGAGACCACAAUUCAGGUGCCUGUGAUGAAUUCAUGGGAACCGAAGAAGAAGCCCAAGUCGGAUUCUGACGUGGAAUCUGAUAGUUUGUCCAAUUCAUCGAGUACAUCGAGUUUAGAGGAGAUUCCACACUAUAUUCUUGAUUCUACCACUAGUCCAGAUACUCAGGUCAAUGAACGUUUUGUUCCGCGACUUGAAGUGAGGGAUACAACGGGUGAAUUGAUGCAAAUUGAUAGUUUGAUGAUUGUCGAUGGGAAGUACAUUGGGGAUCCGGAAGAUUUGAAGUUACUGGAAAAAUUGCCUGAAAUUCAGGUUAAGGAGGAAAAUCCCGCACAGAGUGAAUGUGAUAUUAGUUGCAAUAAUGAUGAGAAGAAGAAUGAUGUGGCUAGGGGAAUUGGUGAAGUAUUGCGGAGGAAUGAUUCAUUCAAAUUUGAUGCACGCAAUAAGAGUAAGAUUGAAUCAUUGAAGAAUUUACCAUUGAAUUUGGAGGAGACACGUGAUGGAGGGGAUAGUGUACUUGAGUCACCAAUUAUUGAUCGUGAUAAAACACCCACAGCUAAUGCGCCACCUGGAUUUGGUGGUCAAUCGGAUUCAGAGACAGAAAUUACGGGGCAAGUGUUGACCGAAACGGAAUUGUCCGAUUGGACGGCUGAUGAUGCAGUUUCGGAGAAUUUUGUUGAUAUUGAAUUUGCCCUGAAUUCCAAUAAGGGUACAAUUAAGAGAAAUAAAAAGGCAAAGAAAAAGAUGCCACAGCAGGAACAACCAACUGUUCAGCAACUCAGUGAUGGUGAUCUUGAGAGUAAUAUUAUGAAGAGCUUUGACAUUGACAAUAUUGAAUUCAUGGAUACAGGGUCUGAUGGAUGCGUAGAGACUUAUUCGACCACAAAUAAGGGUAUGCUGAGAAAUCGGGGAUAUGUGGAAUUUGUGGAUCAUGUUCCAGAACAAAUUUCCAGUAGAUAUUGUCCCAGUUAUCGCAGUGAUACUGGAUAUUCGAGUUCAUCACGCUUGAAUUUGGGAUAUGGUAAACCGGAAGUGAGUCCGGCAAAAGAAAUUCCCGGUAUUGAUUAUAUUGAGCAAGGAGCCUGUGUUUUGUCAUCAUCCAGUGAGGGUGAACUCAAAACUCCCGUCAACGAAAUCACUAAAUCUGUGUUCACUGAUACAUCAUCGUCUCAGGUCAAAAGUCAAGAUUCAGAACAACAUUCCAGCCUCAAUAAUGAAAUUGAAGAUGACAGUCUUGUUCUCAUAACAUCCCAAACAAAUACCACGGAAGAUAGUGAAGCACUUACCGUUGUAACUAGUCCAUUAGAUUCAGCAGAUAAAAAUGCCGUAGAACAAUCAUUUGGUGAAGCUGUAAAAGCAAUUUCAAAGGAUGAUUCUCAUCGAAAUACACCCGAUGAAAUGAGCUAUGAAGACUAUGUGAGGAAAUUACAAAUGAAAAUUUCUCAAAUAAGUAAUUCACGGGAUUCAAUUGAUGUGAAAAAGUCCAAGAGGAGAUCGUCAAAGGGAGAAACUGAUUCUAGUGCUCCUGAACUCCCAUCCCCAACGUCCUUUGCACCCAAUAAACUCAGUAUUUUCGAUGAUAAAAUCAAAGAACCGCCCACACUUACCAAGAAACUCGAGGAAAUUACAAAGGAACGGGCAAAGCAGAAAGAUCUCAUUCAUGAUCUCGUGAUGGAUAAGUUGCAGACGAAAAAGCAACUUAAUGCAGAGAAAAGACUCAAUAGAAGUCGAUCACGACAAUUUGGCGGUACCAGUGGAAGUUUAACACUUUCCGGACUUUCAUCUUUUGACCUUCCGCACUGUCAUCCAGUUCCAGGAGACAAACGUACACCUCCAUCGAAAGUCUUUGAACCUCUUCAGUCACCUAGUAAAGUCCUCGAGACUACAAUAUCAUCUCCGGAUAAACUAAAAGAUCGACCUGUCAGUGAAAAUGUUGACAGUAAAUUUGGUGGAAUUGUUUUACCUGUAUCACCGAAAAAACUGACAAAAACUCAGUCUUUCUGUGGCUACAGUUCACGCUUGACGUCAGCAGAGAAUGACUUAAUUGCAGAAUCCUUCAAAACACCAAUUCCACCACCAAGAAGUGCCCGGAGAAUUGAUGAAAAAACUCUAGUACAUUCCGAUAAACUCCGUCAAGAAGCUCGGGCUAGGGCCAGAUUGAAAUCCAACGAAGAUCUCGGACUUAGUCCUGAAGAAAAGAUGCAAAUGCUAAGGAAACGCUAUCAAUUAGAUCUCGCAGAUACACCCAAUAAAUCCGAUGAUGCAAAAGUGCGUGAACAGAAGCUAAUGGCUUCCAAAAGUGUUAGUGAUAUUUCAACAGCAAAUUCCUUCGUGCAAUUCGAAAAGAGUAUCGAUGGUGAUAGUGUUGGAAAGAGUACACCUAGAAAAUUCUUCAAAGGUACAGAAUUUACGUCAGAUUCAAAUUUGACUGGAGAAUCUAUGGUCAAUGAUAAGACGCCCAAUGGAAAGAAGGAGAGUCCAAAGAGACAGAAUGAUCGAAGAUCGAGGAGUAAGGAUCCGGAACGCCGGAAAAGUAUUAUACAGACAGUAUCGGACUUUUUUCACAAGAAAAAGGACUCGAAGGAUGCCAUCAAUCAAAUUAACAAAGACAAAGCCGAUGGAGUUUUUGGGCUCUUCAAGUUGUCGUCAAAGCAUAAAGAAAAAUCAAAGUCGUGCUUUGAUGUACGAGAAUUAAUGAUUUAUUGUGAAAAGGAGAAUUCUCCAUCGUAUUCGGAACGAAGCAAAUCAGAGGAUUGCCUUAAAGCUGAUUGGCGCAAUCGCAGGAGUGAAGAUGAAUUGACACCACCACCAAUUCCGCCUCUUCCUCUAAAUUACCAGAGAUCCGAUGAUGAAAGUACAUCAGUGGCUGAAAAUCGGGAAUUAAAGAGAUUGAAGGCAAUGUCAAAGGCAUCACGUCAGGCAGAACUGAAGCGACUGAGGAUUGCGCAGGAGAUUCAGCGAGAACAGGAAGAAAUAGAAGUACAAAUAAAGGAAUUGGAAGCAAGAGGUGUAAUUAUUGAGAAAGUACUUCGAGGAGAAGGAUCCUUUGGAGAAUACUUCAAUGCAAGUGAUCCCAGUGGGGCUAGUGAUGAGAAAUAUCUGAAAGAAUUGCUCGAGAUAUGGCGAAAUAUAACACAAUUGAAAAAACGUGAUCAGGAAUUAGGAAUUAGAGAACAAGAACUGAAACUUGAACAUCGUCAUGCUCAGCUGAAAGAACAACUCAAUAUGCGGUUGUCUUGUAGCAAAUUGGACAAGAGUUCGGCCGAUGUGGCGGCUGAAGGUGCAAUUUUGAAUGAAAUGCUCGAAAUUGUGGCCAAGAGAGCAGCCCUGAGGCCAACAGAUGGGCUACCGACAACCGAUGAAGUAAGUGCUGAGAUUGUUGUGGCACCCACUUUGAACUGGGCCCCAGUUCUUGUUGUUUUUAGUUUUCUUUAUGCAUGCAUUUUGUGGUUUGCUUACAGUAGAUUAGAAAAUUAGUCACACAAAAGUGAUAUUAUAUUUUGUGGAAAAUGGAGAUUGUGAUUGAAGGUUUGACCUGAUUUUUUUUUACUUUUGUAUUUAUCACCCAUUUUUUUAAUUUCUUAUAAUGCACUGUUUUUUUUUUAAUUUAUUGAUCACACCAAUUCACCACUAUACUGAGAAUAAUUUUGUAUAGCAAAUUGCUAUUUAAAAAGAUAAUUUCUGGCCUAAUUGCACUUUUUCGUAUGAUAAUUAUUGUGAUUUAAUUUAAAAUGUUAAUAAUGAUAUUAAUUUUCCAAUGUGCACAGAUUUUUGCGAAUUUUUCUAUUUGUAUGUAAAUGUGUUCUAAAGCAUGCCUCAAAUGUGCUAAUGUUUUUGUUUUAAGUUGAUAUUUUCCAAAUUUUAAUAUUCCUAAUUUAAAUUAUUGGUUUUUUUGUACAUAUUCCCUAAUGACAAUUUUAGUAAUAAAUUUUUUUCUCUCUCUUUGCUCUAGAUAUGAUUUGAUCGUGACAAAAUAGAAUGGAUUUUUGGUUGAGAUACAGAAAAAAAAUGUAAUUAUUCAUAUGAGACAUGUUUGAGACGAGCUAGAAAAAAAAAUCAGAAUAGUAGGGCAAGAGAUUUUUUUCAAAAUUUUAGGUUCAGAGUUUUAAAAGUGGAAAAAAACCUAAAAAACAAAAAAAAUAUUUUAACUAUUACUUUUAUUAUUCUAAGAAAAGCCUGCCAAAAAAAAAAGAAUUAAAAGAACGUCACAAUACUAAAGUAAUAUAUGAAACUAAUGUAAUGUGUAGCAAAAGAUUCUCAUGUAGCGUCUUUCUAAGUGAUAAAAUGAAAUUCCCAGUUUUGAGCACAAUGUAAAAAUGUUCUGUCUCUAUCCUCUUCAUUUUAUUUUAUUUUAAUACAAUUUAAAUAUGUAACAAAAUUACUGGUUUUAUUAAAUCGCAAUAUUGUAUACUUAUGAUAUUUUAUAACCAAAAAUAAUACAAAUUAAUUAAUUAUUAAUACAAGUAAAA
Messenger RNA from Phlebotomus papatasi, 9469 nucleotides. RefSeq names its product F-actin-monooxygenase Mical (gene Mical). The transcript is spliced from 15 exons. Gene Ontology annotation, molecular function: protein binding. Lineage: Eukaryota; Metazoa; Arthropoda; Insecta; Diptera; Psychodidae. The record is from RefSeq and is a predicted model, not a curated record. Bases 228 to 8477 code for a protein of 2749 amino acids.